UGCAGUUUUCUUGUUUUAAAAUUGUUUUAAACAAUUGACAAUUGUGUUAUAGAUAUUGUGCUUACCAAUUUGUGUACCAGCUCGUUAAUUAUUAGCCUAUUCCCGUAACCAGGAUUUGCAGGUUUUACAGGAAAAGCUGUUUCCGCCUUUAAUACAACUUGUAUGAACGUGGCGGACGGAAACCUUCCUGUAAAACUUGCAAAUCCUGGAGUACGGGAAUAGGCUAUAUGAUAACCCACAUGUUCCUUCAAAUAUCACAUCACUUUUGGAUUCAUUUUACAUGGUCGUAUAGAAAAUGGACGCACUUUAACAAUUUAAAGAAUCUCGCAGGAAUAGCUUGGUGUUUUGUGGACAAUAACAAAAAUGGAUUCAAAUAUAAGAAAAAGUCGCCUUCCAAACUUUACCAGCGCGGAGGAGACUUUAUUAAUAUCUUUGGCCGAGCAGCACGCCAUGAUUUUAGAAAAUAAAAGGACUGAUGCUGUAUUCUGCGAGGAGAAAAAAAAGGUGUGGGAGAAAAUUGAUGUUGCGUUUGAGGCCCAGAUGGGUGUUAAAAGAGGGCCGAAGAACUUGCGAGAAAAAUACGAAAAUUUGAAACGAAAAGCAAGAAAGUCCCUAGCCGAAGAGAGAAGGGAAAUGUACAAAACAGGUGGUGGCCAAUUCCGAAGCUAUACUGACUCCAACACAGACAGGCUAGCAGCUUUAAUGGGCCAGUCGGCAACCGGCUUGUCCAACAGUUUUGAUAGUGAUGUCAUUACAUAUGAAAUAGAGACGAUAGCAGAAAAUGACGCCGUUCCCGAAAUUUUGGAGGACUCCAUGAGAAGCUACACAGCGGAGCCAGUUGAAGCAACUGAGGCCGUAGAAAAUGACAUUACAACCGAUUGGAGCGCAUGGAACCCAACACUGCUUAAAAAGAAGAAAUCAGAAAAACUAGCGGUGAAAAAUGAAAAGGGAAAGCAAAAGUUUGACCAUCAACAAGCUUUCUGGGAAGAUGAGAACAAGAGAGCAGCCGAAAGACAUCAGUGGGCCAAAAAAAAACACGAAUUAGAGAUUUCGGAAGCAGAGAUGAAGUUAGAACUUUUACAAAUUGAUAUGAAAUUAAAAAACAGGCAAAGUGAAAGUCAGUGUACAUAGACAACAGAGUAUAUAUAAAUUAGAAAGGUGAAAGAGUUCCUUAUCAACACCUGAAGUUGCUUUAUUCGUACAUAUAUAUUUAUUUUUAUCAAUGAGCUCGAUGUAUUCCAAACGGUUAUGUUACGUUUUCCUCCAAAAUUUCGGGAACGUUAUCAUUUUCUGCUAUCGGCUCUAUUUAAUAUGGAAAGACUGAAAUACCAUUAAUAUUUAGUUUUUUGAAAAUUAUUAUUUAAUUUUAUUUAUAUAAAACUCAUUUGGAAGGUAUUUUCAGUGUCAAGAGUAUGCAUACGCAGAUGUUUCGAUGAUUUUUAUUUAUUUACACUAUUAUUGCGCAUUGUUGGUGCUGGCUGUAUAUUCCAAAUGGGUUCAAUGGAAAAACAGUGCCGAUUUUUUUAUGAAGAGUGAUGCACUCGAAUAUACUUACAUAUA
Rhagoletis pomonella (apple maggot) is the source of this 1560-nucleotide messenger RNA. RefSeq lists its product as uncharacterized. The transcript is spliced from 3 exons. The coding region runs from base 364 to 1131 and encodes 255 amino acids. Lineage: Eukaryota; Metazoa; Arthropoda; Insecta; Diptera; Tephritidae. The record is from RefSeq and is a predicted model, not a curated record.